CUUCAAGCAGCUGCCUGAUCCCUCUCAAAGCCGGCCUCUUUGCCCAGCACUUCCCAUCCACUGCGCCCAUAAUGGCAAGGAACCACCAAGUGCAAAAAGCCAAGCUGGCCGAACAGGCCGAGCGCUAUGAGGACAUGGCCGACUUCAUGAAGGCGGUCGUGGAGGAUGGAGCCGAACUCUCCAACGAGGAGCGCAACCUCCUUUCCGUCGCUUACAAGAAUGUGGUGGGCUGCCAGCGGUCCGCCUGGAGGGUCAUCUCCAGCAUUGAGCACAAGACCGAGGAAGGAGACGACAAGGCUCAGUUGGUUAAUGAGUACCGGGAGAAGAUUGAAAAAGAGCUGAAGAAUGUCUGCAACAUUGUCUUGGGCCUGCUGGACAAGCAUCUCAUCCCAAAAGCCAGCGACCCAGAGAGCAAGGUUUUCUAUCUGAAGAUGAAAGGUGACUAUUUCCGCUACCUGGCUGAGGUAGCCACUGGCGAUGAUCGCAAACAGAUCAUUGAUAACGCUCGGAAAGCCUACCAAGAGGCAAUGGACAUCAGCAAGAAGGAAAUGCAACCUACAAACCCCAUCCGCCUGGGCCUCGCCCUCAAUUUUUCGGUCUUCCACUAUGAGAUUGCCAAUGCCCCAGAAGAUGCCAUCAAGCUGGCCAAGACCACCUUCGACGAGGCCAUGGGAGAUCUCCACACGCUCAGCGAAGACUCCUACAAAGACAGCACCCUCAUCAUGCAGCUUCUCAGGGACAACCUCACACUAUGGACGGCGGAGUGUUCAGGAGAAGAAGGGGGAGAGGCUGGUGAAGAGCCAAAGAACUGAACUUUUCAGACCGCUGAAGGAUGGUAACUCCUCAUUUCCUUCCUCUUUUCCUUCUACCCCUCACCUUUCCUUGCCCAUCCUAUUUUUAUAAGAUGUGGAACCAGCUCCUGAAUGUUCCAGCUGGAUUUUGACAGCAAAAAAAGGGGGACUGAUUCUACACAUGGGACUUGAGCAUUUGCCCAGCCUUCUUGGUGUGUGCCAUUUUUGGGGUUGCUGCUGUCCCUGGGCCCUGGUCUUCCUGGUAUGAGCCGCCACCCUCUGCGCAGCAGCCUCAAGCUCCUUGCUUUGCACAAACCCUUGUAUUUGGUGCAGCAUCUGUUUUCCCAAGGGUCUUCCUUAGCUAUCAUGUGGGACUGAGUUAGAUGUAUGUAUAUUUUCCAGUGUUUAACUGUUCGCGCACAGGAACCCCAAACCAAAAUCAACAACAAUCAACCAGAAAAAUGUACAUUUUGUUUUGCGUGGCAAAGGUACCAAAAUAGUAUUUGAAGAGUUUAAACCAGAGUAGUCAGUUCACCUGUAUCUCCUGUGGCACCUCUUAUUCUGCAGGGUUUUCUCAUUCCUGGGUGGGCCUUUGCCGAGGGGAAGGGAGCUCUUCUGAGUGGGUUACGGACAGGAGUCUCCAGUGGGCCUCCUGUUAUUGUGGUGUUACUGAGGUGGUUUGCUACAGUAUUCUUCCCCAAUAAAAGUUUACUUUCAU
Sceloporus undulatus (fence lizard) is the source of this 1509-nucleotide messenger RNA. RefSeq names its product stratifin (gene SFN). Gene Ontology annotation, cellular component: cytoplasm. Lineage: Eukaryota; Metazoa; Chordata; Lepidosauria; Squamata; Phrynosomatidae. Bases 72 to 812 code for a protein of 246 amino acids. The transcript has a single exon. The record is from RefSeq and is a predicted model, not a curated record. Gene Ontology annotation, biological process: signal transduction. Gene Ontology annotation, molecular function: protein kinase binding.